This is a messenger RNA of Drosophila nasuta, 4796 nucleotides long. RefSeq names its product SAM-motif ubiquitously expressed punctatedly localized protein (gene Samuel). The coding region runs from base 578 to 3637 and encodes 1019 amino acids. NCBI's taxonomy places the organism in Eukaryota, Metazoa, Arthropoda, Insecta, Diptera, Drosophilidae. Gene Ontology annotation, molecular function: protein binding; histone acetyltransferase activity. The record is from RefSeq and is a predicted model, not a curated record. The transcript is spliced from 7 exons.
CAGUUAUUUUUCCAACGCUCUCGAGUGCGGGUCGUUUAACGCUUUGUGGUUGCCAGAUAGCGAGAGAGAGGCAAGCUUUUUUUGCCGAAGCUUUCUAUACAAGUUGUCUGCCGAGUGCCAAACAAACAAUAAUAAUAAUAAACGUAAUUUAAACAAUUAAUCAAAACGCGGCGAUCAAUGAAACUUAUACAAAACCAAACAACAACAACAACAAGCAGCAACAAGUGCCAGUGAAUUAUUGUACUUAAUUUUUAUGUACAAAUUGUGAGUGUGUAUGUGUGCUUUUCUAAUACAUAUACAAUAAGUAUUUGUAACACGCGCAUGUGUUGGUGUAUUUCUGUAUUGUGCAUUUGCGUGUGUAUGUGUGUGUGAGCACGCGGCUUUAUCAAUUGCUCCACAUAAAAAUUCAUUGAAGUGUUUGACAGCAACGAAAACAGCGACGGCAGCAGAAGCAGCAGCGACGGCGACAGCUUAAAACGCAGGCAAAGGAGCGAAAGAGAAAGGGAGAGACAGCGAGAGCGAGACAACAAAUCGAAUCGGUGCGGUGUGGUUUUGACAAUAUGUUGAGCCCACCAUAAUGAAGGAAAUUGAUACCGAGACAACAGUAGUAUGGCCAGCCUGGUGUUAUUCCGGUAACACGCCCACCGACAUUUUGCAGCAGAGACCAGCGAAGGCGACGACGGCAACGCCAGUGAAACAUCAGAACGAGGAGCAGGAACAACAGUUCAAUUCAUUGCCCGCGGCGGCGGCCACCAAGCGGAAGCAUCUCGAGCGGCUGGCCAGCGAUCUACGCCAGCAACAACAGUAUCUCAACAGCAGCAGCAGCAGCCACUACAAUAACAACCACAGCAACACGGCGAAAAUGCUCAGCGAGCGUUCGCUGCUGCUCAGCGGCUACGGCGCCAUCGAUAGCUCGAAGAAGCUGUGCGAGGCCAGCAGCCCAACGACGACAACAGCAACGGUUGCUGGCGCUGCAGCGACGGGCAACAGCAGCAGCAUCAUGCAGGCAGCAACACCCUCAGCCACAGCUGCCGGCAGCAAUACCUCAAGCUCAACCUCCUCCUCCAGCUCCUCGGGCUCAUCGUCGUCCGUCUCAGCGUCGUCUGCCUCCUCAGCAGCCACUGCAGCAGCAGCCACAGCGGCAGCAGCAGCUGCUGCUUAUGCCGCAUUGUACUUGGAGAAGGUGAAGCAUGAGAAGCUGUCGUUGCCGUUGGAUUCCUUAAAGGAUGCACUCAUGGAGUCGUCGGCUAUUGCCAACAUGCACAACAACAACAACAUUUCAACAGUCAGCAACAACAACAACAUCAGCAACAACAACAGUAGCAACAGCAAUAACAACAGUAGCAACAACAGCAGUCAUCAGCAACAGUUGCUCGCCAUCAACAGCAGCAACGUCAAACGGGAGCGACUCAGUCCCGCCACCAACAUCAUCAACAGCAGCAACAACAACAACAACACUAGUAACAACAACAACAAUGGCGAAGUGUCUGUUUCAGCGGCAUUUGCCAGAUCUCGCAGCGCCACGCCCUCAUCGGUGUCGUAUAGGGGCGGCGGUGGCGGUGGCAUUUCACCCAAUCAACAGCAACAGCAACGUUUAAGUCCGCCCAGCUCGACACAAACAGCUCACAUGCCCCUCCACAAUUUGUCCACAAAUCUGUUGAACAGCUUUCAACAAGCCGCUGCGGCAAGCAGUCAACGCAGCUCAGCUGCCACAGCAGUUAAUAAUGCCACAAGUGGCGCCACCAGCGCUGGCAGCACUGGCAACAGUCCAGCUGCAGUUGCUGCAAAUGCGGCAGCGUCAACCACAAAUGCCACAGAUUUCUCCACGCGCAACUAUUCGGAUAUUAUGCGCUGCCUUGCAGCCAAGUACAACAACAACAAUCCCAAUGAUCACAAUGCGACGCGUCGCAAUUCGUACUACGACAGCAGCGGCAGCACUGGCGCCACCGUUGGUGGCAUCAAUGUGCCUGCAACGAAUGCAACAGGUGGCGCCAAGUCGAGCAGCGGCGGCGUUGGCAGCGUGAGCAGCAACAAUACAAGCAACAGCAACAACAACCACAGCAGCAGCAGCAGCAGCAGCAAAAAGCUGCGCGAUGCAAAGGAGUCCACACUCGGCGUGGGCGGUGUGUCGGUGGUAGGCGUGGCAGGCGGUGUGCCAGGUGCUGUUGUGGUGCCGGGCGGCAACAGUCAGCUGCCACCAGCUGCCGCACAAUCGCCAACGGAGCAGGCCAAGAGCCAAAUGGCCGCUGUGGUGGCCGCUGCCAGUGUUUCGCCUUUCAUGACCAACUUUCUGCCCUUCUCGGGUGGCAUUUUUCCGCCCCUCAUGGACAUGAGCAGCACCCAAGCAUUGCUGACGCUGGCGCGUGCUGCCAAAGAUGCCGAGAUACAGCAAAUACUGCGGGGCAAGCAGCAGCAACAGCAGCAGCAGCAGCAACAACAACAGCAGCUGAAAGGCAGCAGCAGCAAUGCCUCAUCGCCCAGUGGCAGCACAUCGGGCACGCCACGUCCCAGUUUGAAUGCAGCGCUGCAGCAGGCGGCGCAAUUUGUUACACCCGCUUUAAUCUAUUCGGCGCAACUGCAGCAGCAGCAACUGCAACAACAGCAGCAGCAGCAACAACAACAAUCGCAUCACGCCUCGCGUCAGUCUAGUCCACGUUCCAAUGCGGAGGCUGCUGCGGCGCCGAAUGUGGCAACUUCUGAUGCUGCUUCGUCGGCAGCAGCGACGGCGCCUCUGGACUUGAGCUCACAGCCGCCAGCUGCCAAACGUUUUAAGGCUGAAUCAUCUACAGCAGCAGCGACAGCAACAGCAACCACUGCUGCUGCUGCUGCAACGCUGGGCUUGCUGGGGGCACGUCGUGCCAGCUCGUCAGCAACAACAGCAACGACAACAACAGCAACAACAUCUUCCACACCAUCCCCGCCACUUGCAGAGCAGAAACCAACACUCGAUGCACUCGAGGGCCAAGGCAAUGCCAACGCCAACGCAACAGCAGCAGCAGCAACUUCGACAGCAACAGCAGCAACAUCGCCAGCGGGCACAGUGCGUCAGUGUCAGGCGCAAAGCGAGGAAGUGAACUCCUGGUCUGUGGACGAUGUCUGCACCUUUGUGGGUGGAAUUGAUAUAUGCGCCGAAUACGUACAGCACUUUCGUGAUCAGAGCAUAGAUGGCACGGGCUUGCCGCUGCUAACCGAGGAUCAUUUGGUUAGCUCGCUGGGCAUGAAACUGGGGCCGGCAUUGAAGCUGCGCUCCAUAUUGGCGAAGAAAUUGGGCGGGCCGUGUCCGUGUGUUGCGUGCGUUGCGCAGGCGCAACAGAUGUUGGCGCUGCAAACGGGAGGCACAACAUCAACAUCAACAACAGCAGCAGUGGCAACAACAACCAGCAGCAACAUAACGACAACGACAGCAGCAGCCGCAGCAACAACAACAACAACUGUAACUAGUUGCAGCAGCGGCAGUUUGUUGAACAGUAGCAGCAACAACAGCAACACGGCAACCGAUAACUGCAAUGGGCCCAGCAACAUGUCCAACGAUGUUGCUGCAACAAUGUUGCCCUGCAGCUUUGAUGCUGCCGACAGCAACAGCAACAUUUACAACAGCAACAACAACAACAACAGCAACAAGGAUGCUGCCAGCUAGUUUUGUGUCACAAUCGCGCAAAUGAAUGCAGAAAACAACAAUAAUAAUUAAUUUAAUUAGAUUUAUGCAUGCUAACAAAUUGCAUUUCAACUGCAAAUGUUGUACCAAAAGAGCUUUCAAAUGAAGUUAAAACACAACACACAACACAAUAACAACAACUACAACAAAAACACAGACAUAAGUUAAUUAAAAAUACGUUAAAGUUAAUUUAAAUUAAUUUCAAAUAAUCAUUGCUAAAGUUGUAAACUUUAAGCAGCACCAGCAACAACAACAAUCGCAAAGUCUUCCAUUUGCAUGAACGAAAAAAAAACAAGAAAAGCAAAAAAUAACACUUAAAGUUAUAAACAUUUAAACAAUCAAUUACCAAUUAAUCAAUUGAACGAGGAAUUAGUCAAUUACAAGUGAGUUUUUUUUUAAUGAUGAAUUACAUUUACAAUUACAACAAAACAAACAAUAACGAUUACGUACUUAAUUACAACUGUCUAUUAUAUUUAUUUUAACAUAUUUGCAAAUUUCGUUUAUAACUGCUAGUCAGUAAUAUAUAUAACAAUAUUAUUAUUAUUAUUAUUAUUAUUACUAUUACAAUUAUGAUUUAGUGACGAUUCGGAGAACUUAAAGCGACAAAUUUCAAAUUUUUCCACACACUUGAUUUCCUUAUUUGUUUAGCAAAGAAAAGGCUAUUUAUUAUUAUUUGUAUUUUGUAUUUUAAUCUUUAUUUAAUAUUAUUUUGUAUGUUUACGUUUAAUGAGUAUACUUUUUGAAAUUUUUGCAUUGUUUUAAAUAAUCAUAAUAAUAAUUUUUGCGGCCAUUGCAUAUUGGAAUUCCAAAUUCGAAAUUCAAAAAUAAAAUUUAGUGAAAAAAAGAUGAAAAAACAAAACAAAGUUAGAAAUUUAAGAGCUCCAAGACUUGAAGACAACAAACAAAACAAAAAAGAGAAAAACAAGAAAAAACAGCAAAUGCAUUGUACAUAUUGUUUUAUUUAAUUACAUAUAUACAUUACGUUAUAGUUAAUAAUUAUAUAUUAUGUAUAAUGUAGACAACUGCAACUGGAAACUUAACAAAUCAAAAUGUAAUGUUUUAGACAAGACAAGAAAAGAAAUGAUUUAUAUUUUAUAAACAAAUAUAUAGCUAUUUUUCACACAAGCAAAUAUACGUAAAC